AAGAGACAGAAGAAAAAGAAGGAGAAAUUGGAGAAGGGGAAAAGGAAGAAAAGAAGAAAAAACAAAGGAGAAAACGAUACGCGAGGGAGAACCAACGUGAGAAAGCGGGUUCGAACUCAUCACAUGGGGAGAGAUACUGCUUCAAACUUUUGGCAGGAUCCGGGCUCUUUCCUCGCGGGCGAUCUGAGGGAUAAUGACACGUCUUCCGGGAUUCAAACGCAGAUGCACGAAGGAUCUCAUGGCUUUGGAAAUGCAGGGUCUCAAUCUCAUCUUCAGAGGAGAUCUGUUGCAAAAUUGCCUUCAAGUGCACAGACUCACGAUUUUGAGGAGAGAGAGGCACGGACAUUCCCAGAUGUGGUGUGCCGCCAGUCCAACACGGGCCUCUUCUCCUUCUUCGCCUUCGCCAUCCUCAGCCUUGACCUCACCGCCAAUAUCAUGAGCACCAUCGACAUCUCCGUCGACAUCGACAUCGCCGGAAGCGCCGCCAACAGCUCCACCACCGUCAACAACACCAACACCAAUACGAACACCAACACCAACACGAACGAGAACACCAACACCAACAACAACGGCCGGUCCCUUUACUCUUUCGACAUGCAAAGCUCCUCCUCGAACCCAGGUGGCGGCGGAGAGUCACCGAGGAUCCUCCAGGACUCAAAGGGCAUUGGAGUGUCACCGGAGAUCCCACAGGACGAAGGAGGCGAUGACUACGCGACGGGAGAAGCUGGCUACCCCCCUCAGGAGACCGUCGAGGAGAGGAACUUCCUGAAGGAGUUGCUGGAGGGCACCUACGAGAGGUUCUUGGAGGUUCACCAGCGGGUGAUAAUGGAACAAGGUCGGGUUCACAGGCGGGGGUUCAGCCAGGGGUUCCUCCAGGCUUGGUUCGAGGCCGUGCUCGAUCUGUAUUAUGCUCUUAGGGAAUGAUCAAUAUUUCUUCCUUUUUUGCGUCUUUGUAUUAUUUUCCCUUUAGAAAAGCUGUUUGUUCUUUUAUAUCUCGGUAUUAUUCGUUUAGA
Molecule: messenger RNA, 1013 nt
Organism: Penaeus chinensis
Lineage: Eukaryota; Metazoa; Arthropoda; Malacostraca; Decapoda; Penaeidae
Product: WD repeat-containing protein 91 homolog
Exons: 2
Coding region: 124-924 (266 amino acids)
Source: RefSeq, a predicted model, not a curated record